This is a messenger RNA of Ogataea parapolymorpha DL-1, 3429 nucleotides long. RefSeq lists its product as uncharacterized. Gene Ontology annotation, biological process: regulation of transcription by RNA polymerase II. The coding region runs from base 1 to 3429 and encodes 1142 amino acids. The record is from RefSeq and is a predicted model, not a curated record. Gene Ontology annotation, cellular component: nucleus. Lineage: Eukaryota; Fungi; Ascomycota; Pichiomycetes; Pichiales; Pichiaceae. The transcript has a single exon. Gene Ontology annotation, molecular function: zinc ion binding; RNA polymerase II cis-regulatory region sequence-specific DNA binding; DNA-binding transcription activator activity, RNA polymerase II-specific.
AUGCCAAAGCUAGACGAUACAAAGAAUAACAAACAGCGUAAGCGGAAUAGGGUCCCUAUUUCCUGCACAAUAUGUCGUCGCCGCAAGGUAAAGUGCGAUAAGAAGAAGCCGGAAUGCACCAAUUGUAUAAAGAAUGGUGUCCAGCAUUUGUGCAGGUAUUUGGAGCCAAGUUGGGCAAAACCUUUGAACGAAAAUGAGCUACAUUUCCCCGGCACCACGGUAACGUCGCACACCCGGGAAUCGUCGCUAGACUUCGUUGACAGGGACCAGGAGAUGAAGCGAUUGUUGGCCAGAAUUAGAGAGCUGGAAAACGAAAAUGGGGAGCUCAAGCGGAAAAAGACCAAGCCGGGCACCUCCAGACCCUUGUUACGCAACACUGAUGAUCUUGUUGAUUUCAUCCGCAACUCGAAUAUCCUCUUUACAGCGAAAAAGGGGCCUACCUAUAAUUUCCCAAUAAUCUAUCAAAUCAGCGUCUUUUCCUGGAUGUUUGUGGUGAGAAACGAUUCCUACCUUAAUGAUCUAUGGCUCAAGAUAUUGAAACUACGCAAACACUAUGAAUACUACUACAGCAGCAAAAACGCAAUGGCCGAUGCGUCGAAAUCGCUGGAGACAGACUAUACGAACUACGAUUUUAAAAUGAGCCACAUUCGGCAGCAAAAUAAAAACCACGAGGUCCCGAAGGAGAAGAGCAACGAGCACACAAGCAAGCUAAAGAAGUUCCUUGAAACAGCCAUGGUGCUCAACAAGCCACAGCCCGAUGCCAAGUGCCCGAUCACGGGAGAGUCCGGCGUUUGUCCUGCACAUGAGUCUCCUUCUGUAGAGAAGUCAACAACCAGAGUGAGAAAGUGUCCGGUCCUUCAUACCGAGGACUCUUCCGAAGGGGCUUUGAAUUUCUCCAAGGAUGACGACGAGGAAGACGAAAUGGAAGACCCAAAAGUGUGUCCGUUGAUGAUAGGCGACGCCAGGGCCUUGUUCAAAGAAAAGCUUUCGAGAAUGUCCGUGUCUGCGAUCAGAGACCUUCCGCACUCAAAGUCUCCAAAAGUGACGUCCAUUUCCGCCGACGUCGUGGAGACUCCUACUGGCACUGCUGCUGCGUCGCCCAACGCAGCAGGAGACGAGCCGGCUUUUUCAGGACCACAGGAGCCACGCACCACGAUCGACGGAUUGCAGAGACUAAACAAGAACAACGGCACGAAAAAAAUCAAGACUAUCUCGCCGUCUGCAAUCAAAAGCCUCAACUACAAUAACACCAAACAGGUGAUUGCGGUGAUCGAAAAACACUUGCCGGACCGCGAGGUUGUUUGGUUGUUAAUUGACCGAUUUUUCGACAAGCUCUAUAUUCACCUUCCUUACGUUGACGAGGAGAGUUUCCGGGCCCGGAUUGCGUCAAUCAUCGAUGCCACCGAUGCCUCGUCGCAGCGAAUUCGGCUGGGCUCCAUUGGAUCGCAGUAUUGCGAAGAGUUUUUGAAUGUGUGUCUAUUGCUGAUUAUUCUUCGUUUGAGUUGGUUAUCUCUGCCAUCCAGGAUGUCUGAUUCGCUCUCACUGGAGGAACAGGUGAUGAUGAGACCCGAGAACAUCAUCACAAUGGUUUUGGUCGAUAUGGUGAAGGAGAUCUUUUCCAGUGCAAAGAUUAUGAGUAAGCCGUCUUUGAUCAUCUUUCAGGUUGGGCUGUUUUUGAAGCUGUACAAUAUUUUGUCACCAGAAGAUGGAUUCGACCUCGAAGAUUCUUACUCGAACUCAAACACGACGCUGCUUAACUCCAACGAUCUCAGUGGAGACCUCACGAACGAGAAUCCAAAUAUGAACGCUCCUAAUUUUAUGUACAUGCUGAUCCAGCUGGCCAUCACUAUUGGGCUGAACAGAGACCCUCUCAACUUCAAGAACUUCUACCCGGCCACAGAGGACCCUGUUUCAAAUGCCAGACUGUUCAGAAAGAGACAUCUUUGGAGAAAACUCUGGUACGGUCUUCUGGGAUUGAGCAUUGAGAGCAACCUCAGCCUUGGAGACUAUAAAAAAGGACUUCCGAUUGAAAUCGACAUCGACCCGACUCUCGGAUCGGUCAAUAAGACCUGGGAUUGUCGGCUUCCUGGAGGAGUGGAGCAAGGUGUUUUAGAAAAGAGCUUUAACGGAGCACUGCUGAAAAAAGAGCAGCUGGUUGUCACAAACUUCAAGGACUCAAUUUUAGUCUACCAUCUUCUCUACAAGGGAAUGAGUAUUCUGUUUUCUGUGGACUCCACGCCGACCUCUAGAGACUUCGACCAGAUCAUGGCCAAGUUGCUGGACCUCAUUUCUGACCGAUCGCGAAUCAAGCUGAACAUGGCUUCGUUCCUCAACAACGAGGAUGAAACACCGUUGGAUCACUGUGUGAAGAUCUACCGGUUCAAGUUGCACCUAGUGAUCAAAUCGAUGCUUUUCGCUCUGAAUUAUCUGCUUUUCCUGAACCAUGAACAAAAGUUUAAUAGACUCAUUUCUGAAAAGAAUUUCACCAUGAAUAAGCUGGAAAAACAAAAAGAAUACAUGAACACAUACUUUGAAAGCUGUCUGCUGCUUGCUGUCGACAACUACGAUAUCUUCAACCAGAUCUACGAAAAAAGCGAUACGCUGUACCCCAGCUGCGGCUCGCAAUUGAUUUUGUAUCCGUACCUGCUGAUAUUGAACCACCGCUCGCACGAAUUCCUCAUCUCGCUAAUUCUUCGGUUGCAGCAGAACUCGCCGAUCGUGAUGGAGAUUCUCAACCGCAACAACAUAGACAAGGACGAGCUCUUGAGCCGUCUGUUCAACUACCUCCAGUCGUUCUUGGACAAGCUGGAAGAUCUCACAAAGCUGUAUUACUACGCCUGGAGACUGAAAAAGAUGGUCAAGUUCUUCCACAACAUCCUGGCCAACUCAAACAAGCUGUUCAACAUCAACUUCAAGACCUUGGGCGAGAACGAGCAGAACAAACAGGAGAUCACGUUGCAAACUCCAAAAGUGUCGCAGCCACUGCAGCUGCACCAGACCCCUAGGCCGAUCAAGCGCGAGCCAACAAACGCAUUUGAGAUCGCGUUCGGUACCUCGAAGCUGCCGCCAGUUACGGACUUCACAGGUGCCAACGACCCAAUGGCACAGCCGGCUUCAGAGCAGGUGGAGGCGAACGUCAAUGCUGCUUCGAUGCCGGACAUGUUUGACGACAUGUUCUUCAGCGAAUUGUCGGAUAUCAACGGCAUGAUGACGGGUGAGACGAUUCCAAAUACGAUGAUGGAUAUGCCGCAAAUGGUGUCGCCAGACCAUCCGAUGGGCAACGGAGUGCCGGGGCCUGGCUUCCACAACUCUCUCAACGAGAUCGACUUCACCAACGUCGAUCUCACCUCACAGUUCGAGAACUACCCGAUGAACUACGAGAACGCGUACCCGAACGGGCUGGGGAACCUCAACUUCCAUUUCGGCUGA